This is a messenger RNA of Gaeumannomyces tritici R3-111a-1, 668 nucleotides long. RefSeq lists its product as hypothetical. The coding region runs from base 191 to 478 and encodes 95 amino acids. Lineage: Eukaryota; Fungi; Ascomycota; Sordariomycetes; Magnaporthales; Magnaporthaceae. The record is from RefSeq and is a predicted model, not a curated record. The transcript is spliced from 2 exons.
ACCGCUCUCUUUACCCACCCACAGCCCCGGCUCCCUGGAACUGUUGGCCUUACGGCCGGUUCGCUGUCUGUUCAUCUCGGACUUCGGCAAUUUUCCACCUUCCUUCCACCGGGGGGGCUAGUCCUUACCCUUCCCUUUUUUGAGUCCAUCGCGAGGGCCAAGUCGCCAAGAACAACAGGAAACAUUCGCCAUGAUCGACGGUCCAGACUCGGAACCGCAGCCACCAUCACUGCCCAAGAUCAGCCCUAGAAAGUUGCACUGUGUAUCCGUACCAUAUUGUGUGAAAUCCUACAGUGCCAGGUCUCUCAGCACAGCACGUAGUGUGCACACCAUCCGCUUUGGGCCACGAUAUCCCAUAUCUUUUCUAUCUGGUGAUCUGAUGAUCUGGGAAAUACGAAGUGCCAUUAUACAGGUCAGUAGGAUAUUAUGUAAACGUUACGCUGUGGGCCUAACAAGGGAGGGUCUGCCAGGGUAUUAGCAAGGGGGUAGGGGUACAUAUCUCAACGCACAAUUUGUAGUAGGAAUCAAUGUAUUGUAACUAACAGCUUGGGACAAUUCUAGUGGGUUCGGCAAUAGAGGCGCGGGUAGCGGUGCAUUAAUUUGGCGGGAUUUUCUAUGGGGAAAAAAUGUAGACUGGACGUGACCCAAUUAGGAAGAAUCUGCGGGUC